Messenger RNA from Vidua macroura (Pin-tailed whydah), 1490 nucleotides. RefSeq lists its product as uncharacterized. The transcript has a single exon. The record is from RefSeq and is a predicted model, not a curated record. The annotation marks the transcript as partial. Lineage: Eukaryota; Metazoa; Chordata; Aves; Passeriformes; Viduidae.
AAAAAAAAAAAAAGAAAAAAGGGGAAGAGAAAAAAAAAAAAAAGGAAAAAAAAAAAAGGCAAAAGCCGCCGCUGCCGUGCGCUGCCCCGGGGGGGUCCGGGGGUCCCGGCCGCCCCCCCCUCGUGCUUCCAGGGCCCGCGGCCCCCGCCGGCCCCGGUGCCCCCCGUGCCUUCUGCUGCCCGGUGCCCCCGGCUCGGGGUCCGGGGUGCUGGGGGGGGGGCCAUGGAGAACCCCCCCCCACCCCCCAAUCUCCGGGCACCAGCCCCCCCGCAGGGCCGGGGGUGCUUCCCUCCCCACCCCCCCCCCCCCCAGCCAUUCCUGCCCCGGGGGGGUCGGUCAAGUGCAAUAACCCCCCCAACUCCCCCCCAAAAUCCCCUCCCCAAGCUUCGACGGGCACCCCGAGGGUCAACCAGGCACUUUAGAGCCCCCGUGCCCCCCCCGGGGGGACCCCGGCCCCCCCCCCAUCCCCGCUGUCCCCCCCCCCCCCCCCCCCCCGCCCAGCGACAAUCAGGGGGUCCCAUGGGGGCGGCUCUUGCAACCAAAGAUUGGGGGGGGGGUCGCGGGGGGGGGGGGAGGAAGCUGAGCAGCCUCGGCCCCCCCCUCCAAAAAAGCUUCGCACCCCCUCACCGGGGGUCUGUCCGUCCGUCCCUCCCCGCUAUUGGGGGGGGGGCAUCCCCCCCAAAACCCCCCCCCCAGCCCCUUAACUGCUUCCAGCUCUGGGCCCAGCCGUGCCCCCCCCCCCCCCCCCAGCUCUGCCCAGGGGCCUCCCGGUUCUUCCAGCCCCCCCCCCAAAAUGCAGGGGGGGUCCCCAGAGGGGUCCCCGGGGCAGUGGGACCCCCCCCCCCACCACACAUCUACCUCACCCCACAGCUCGGGGGGCGCCUAGCCCUGGUCUGGGGGUGUCGGGGGGGGGGGGCUUCAGUCUUUUGCCCCCCCCCCCCUCUCCCCCGGGGUGACGCCCCCUCCCCCCGGUUUCCAGCCAUCACCCACCUCCCCCCCGUUGCUGCUACGGCCCGGCCCCCCCCCCCGGGCACGGCCCCUUUGGUCGGGGGGCUGUGACCCCCCCAAGGAAGGAACCAAAGAGGGAGACCCCCCCCCCCCCCACACCCUGGACCCCCCCCCCCGGGGCUGGGGGGGGCGCUGGGACCCCCGUGCUGAGCCCCUGCCCCGCUGCUGGUUUGGAGGGGGGGCUGAGAUUUGGGGUCCCAUCGGUCCUGGGGUGCGAUGUGGGGGGGGGGGGGGAAGCUCGAGCUGCCAAGCCGAGACCACCCCCCCCCCCCCUCGCCCCCUCGGCCCCCCCCCAGGCCCCCCCUUUAAUUUAUACGUAGCGCAUUUUGUACAGGUUUUUAAGUUGCUUUUUUUUAAAAAAAAAAAAAAAAAAACUCGAGAGGUUUCUAGUUUUGUAUUUUCUUCCUCCUGCUUCCGCGCUCGCCCCCCCCUCCCCCGCGACCCCCACCCACCCAAAAACACCCCCGCGACCCCCCCCCCCC